CCUCUUUCCGAUCACUAGCCACCGGAUGGUUUCCUCUUAUUUUUGCGGAAGUGAUGAUAUUUUCCAAGGAGCUACAUUAUGUAAAUUGUAUUGCACAAUCGUGCACGUCUGAGUGUCAUGUGGCAUUAAGAGUGGACCCGGAUCAGCCAGGGUGUUGUGUAGCCUGUUGGAGAUCAAUUGAAAUCAUUCUUAAGUGUGUAGUAAAUUAGUUGAAACAUAUUUUUCUCAUGUAAUCACAGAUUAUGUUUGUGAUGGAAGCAACACCAGAAGUCUGCCCACUACUUUAAUAAAUGUCACUUAUUAGAUCUCUUGUUUGAAUAAUAGUUUUAAUUUCUUUCUCUCGUCUAAGUAUGUAGCUCAUUGCACACAUGGGAAAGAAAGACAAAGUAUAGCCAUCUUCGAGCUGCAGGGUGUGUGAGUGUGUGCGCGCAUGUCAAUCCCUUGCAGCGACUAUUCAGCUAAACCUGUUUUCCUUCAGAUCCUUUCGCAGAAUGGCUGUCUUUAUUUGGUCAUCACAUGAAAACCAAGUGCCCUAUUGCCAGCGAGUAGUUUGUGUGUGCCCUUGGAGCAUUGCUUAGUAAAUGUUUCACUGUUUUUUUUUUUUGUUUGAUGUUGUCUAUCUUUGCCUUCAGUUUUCUCUUUAUAGUCUUCAAGGGUUGUCUUUCACAGUAGCCCACGCCCGUUCUUAGGAUGAAGUAAAUGUUGAUUAUGUAAUCAGCUCUUAGAGCAGACACAGGCCUAUUCCUAAAUGAUAUGCACUCAAACAACUGCGGUAAUGUUUCGAAAAGGAGUGCGUCGCCAUAUAUGUUGUAUUCUUUAACACAAAAUGCAUGUACAGAAUAUUUUCCUUGCAUUCCUGCCUCUCGGGCAAGCAAGCAUGCGCAUGAGACGCUCAGCUUUGGCCUUAUUUGGAUAUGGUAAUGAGUGGCCUCAGACAGCCAAUGGGGAGCGAGUAUUCGUACAUGUGACGGUAAAAGACCGCUUGGGGGGCGGGGUCAGAAGCGGAGCUUAGGUUAAAAGCGGUGGACAAGACACAGCGCAUUCAGUGUAGGGAGAAGCAGGGACUCUCUGUGAGGGGGAACUUUGUUACUAUGAAACUUAGGAAUAUUUGCAAAAUAUUGUAAAAAUUAUCAAAAUCCCUCGUGAAUCAAUAACCUGCCCCUAGGGUUUGAGUUUUUUAGUUUAGUUUGCCCGGAAAGGGCUUCUACACUCACUAUUCUUACACUUUUUUGAAAGAAUGUGUGAGACAGACAGUUAGCCAGCUAGCUAGCUAGCUGAGAGGUGAUACAGGCGGCAGGAGAACAAAAGAUUUUUUUGCGUUUUGGCCGGUUGUACUGACACCAAGUCCAUGCAGAACGUGUCAUUACCAUCACAAUGCCCGUUUUACUUUUUCUGAUAGACACGUCCGCUUCAAUGAACCAGCGCACCCAUCUGGGCACUACCUAUCUGGACAUAGCAAAAGGCGCUGUUGAGACUUUUAUGAAGCUCAGAGGGAGAGAUCCGGCGAGCCGAGGGGACCGGUAUAUGUUGGUAAAUUUUGAAGACGUUCCCUUCGGGAUAAAGGCUGGAUGGAAAGAGAGCCAUGCCACAUUCAUGACAGAGCUGAGGAACCUCCAAGCAACCGGACUCACAUCUAUUGGCCAGUCCUUGAGGACCGCUUUUGAUUUACUCAAUCUCAAUAGAUUAGUGACUGGGAUAGACAACUAUGGACAGGGAAGGAACCCCUUCUUCCUCGAACCCGCCAUCAUAAUCGCCAUCACGGACGGCAACAAGUUGACAAGCGGCGGCGGAGUCCAAGACGAGGUCAGCCAACAUCUCCACAGAGACGAGGGGUCCCAGCCAAUCAGGAGAGCUUCCUGCAUGCUCCACCUGCCUCUGACCACCCCGCUUCCCGGUAGUGAGCUGACCAAGGAGCCCUUCCGCUGGGACCAGCGUCUGUUCGCUCUGGUGCUGCGGAUCGCUGGCAACGCUUCGGUGGAGCCCGAACCCCUCGGAGGCGUCCCGCCCGACGAUUCUCCCAUCACCCCCAUGUGUGAGGUCACUGGAGGACGUUCCUACAGCGUGUUUUCUCAGCGUAUGUUGAAUCAGUGUCUGGAGUCUCUGGUGCAGAAAAUUCAGAGCGGAGUGGUGAUAAACUUUGAGAAGACGGGACCUGACCCUCCUCCACUAGAGGACGCUCCAGCUGAGGCGGUGAAGUCUGGUCCGCAGCCUUGGCACUGCUGUCACAAGCUGAUCUACGUACGACCCAACCCUAAAACCGGUGUUCCCAUUGGUCACUGGCCCAUCCCCGAGGCCUUCUGGCCGGACCAGAACUCCCCCACGCUGCCGCCCCGCUCAGCCCACCCCCACGUUCGUUUCUCCUGCCUGGACGCUGAGCCCAUGGUGAUAGACAAGGUGCCCUUCGACAAGUAUGAGCUGGAGCCUUCACCGCUCACACAGUACAUUUUAGAGAGGAAGUCCCCGCACACCUGCUGGCAGGUGUUUGUAUGUAACAGUGCCAAGUACAGCGACCUGGGCCAACCCUUUGGCUACUUAAAGGCCAGCACAGCUCUCAACUGUGUCAACUUGUUUGUGAUGCCCUACAACUACCCCGUACUUCUGCCACUUCUGGACGACUUGAUCAAAGUGCACAAGUUCAAGCCAACCAUCAAAUGGCGGCAGUCCUUUGAGAACUACCUGAAGACCAUGCCUCCAUAUUAUAUCGGGUCUUUGAGGAAAGCUCUGAGAAUCAUGGGAGCGCCAAACCUGCUGGCCGACAACAUGGAGUACGGCCUGAGCUACAGCGUGGUCUCCUACCUGAAGAAGCUCAGUCAGCAGUCAAAGAUCGAGUACGACAGGCUGAUCGCCUCGAUUGGUAAAAAGCCACCGCCAGAGGCCGGCAUCAAGGUGCGUUGGCGGGGUGGAGGUAUAUCUCUGGCCCAGCGCAGGGACUUCAUCCAGCAGCUGCAGAGUCUCACAGGAGAGGCACCGACUCUGCCCCUGGAGCUCAACCCCAAAGAGUUUCAAGGCUUUCACCUGGCACUGCUCAACAAGGGCCUGAAACCUCAGAGCUUCAGGAAUCCCUACGACAUCCCUCGCAGCCACCUGCUGGACCAGCUGAGCCGAAUGAGGCGAAAUCUGCUCAACACCAGCGUCUGUACUCUCAGAGGGCAGGACUCAGACCAGUUCCACAGCGUGCCAAUCGCCCAGAUGGGCAACUACCAGGACUUCCUCAAAGCUGCUCCUCAGCCUCUUCGAGACGCAGACCCUGAACAGCCCAAACGCCUGCACACAUUCGGCAACCCCUUCAAACUGGACAAGAAGGGCAUGAUGAUCGACGAAGCGGAUGAGUUUGUGACCGGCCCACAGAACAAGGGCAAGAGACCAGGAGACAGUAACAACAUGCAGGGUGGAGGCCCCAAGAGACGCCGCUGCAUGUCGCCUCUGCUGCGCCUGGGCAGGGCUUACACGCCUCCAGUAACUCCCCCUGCCAGCCCUCGACCCGCAGCAGACAUGGACAUGAACGACGGAGCACCUGAACCAGACAUCAUCAUCAACCACCUCAAUCAGAACCACUACGGCUCAGACAGCAGCUCGGACUCGGAGGCCGAUCAUCCCUCGGGGCCCGCCAACCACCAGGAGAACCACACAGCCACGGAUCCCCAGGACCUCCAGCACAGUGACGAGGAGGAGAACGGGCAACCCCGGGUGGGCGAGCUGCUGCCGGGCAGCGAGGAAGGCAUGGAGGUGGUGCUAGUCGAUGACCAGCCGCCCCGCUACCUGUCACCUGCGGCUCUGAAGAAGCACAUUCACAACGAGACGAUGAAGGUCAACAACGAGCUGAGGGCGCUCAUCACCAAGGAGAUCAGGAAACCCGGCAGGCACUAUGAGAAGAUCUUCCUCCUCUUGAAGCAGAUCCAGGGCACUCUGGACACCCGGCUCAUCUUCCUCCAAAACAUCAUCAAAGAGGCGGCCAGGUUCAAGAAGCGCGUUCUCAUCGAGCAGCUGGAAAACUUCCUCGAGGAGAUCCACAACAGAUCCAAUAACAUGAACCACGUGGACACGCUCUGAGUCCGGCUCAUUCCCAAACUGAACUUACUGAUAAUGAACCCGACAACCCUCCACAUCCUUCUAACCCCCCACCCCCUCCCCAAAUCCUCCUGUACCGGGGGGGGGGGGGGGGGGGGGGCUGCGGAGACGAGAUAAGCAUCCAAGGCAGCAUCCGGCUCUUGAGUGGACUCUCUUCAUUCAAUCAACAUCAGUGAUGGUCGUGUUGGUUUACACACAGUAUAAACUGAAAGCAGUGUUGACCCUGGAUGAUGCAAGUGCAUUUUUCAGAUAUUGAAAAAAAGGGGAGGGGGGGUUGAGGACGCAUUUUAUUGUUGCAGGUGAAGUGUUUCCCUAUGCAAUGAGAUUUCUUUGGGCCUGUAGAACAUUUGGGCGCGGUUGCGUUCCCAUCUGUGACCCCGUCCUCAGGCGUUCCCCCUCGAUUAUUUCCCCUCCCCUGAUUUGAUCGUCUUGUUUUUAAAAGUGACAAAUGAGAGUGAAUAACCUCUCAAACGAGGGGGGGGGGGGAGUAAACGAGGGAGAGCAGGACAUUUCUGGAGAGGAACACAUGGCAGCCUGCGCCUGGAUGUGAUGUUCAGUUUUCUCUGUGUAGGAAGGGUUCAGGUUGUGUGCACGUUUUCAGCCAACUCAGGGUCAGACGGGAUCCAGCGGAGACGCUCAUGAAACACUUUGCUCACCACACCUUUUCAUGCGCUCACUAUUAUUUUCACGUUCAGUCAUUUUUUUGGCGUUCGGUUCUGUGGGGGAGGACGAGUCUGAUGUUUCUGUGUGACUGUUGAAUUUUACUUUCUACACUCCACUAACUGAAGCACUCCACUGCUGUGCUCUUAAAUGGGUAUGCUUCAAUUCAAAUCUUGAAUUUGUCAACUCGUGGUUUAGCUACCAGACUGACAAUUAAUAUUACUGAGGAGCAACUUAAGAAUGAAUAAUUUUAGUUCCCCUUGGGGGGAAAAAAAAGAUCCACAGCUUUUCAUUACGCUUGGAGAUGGUAAACUUAAAAAGUCUGUGUCUUUUGCAGUGCAGGUUCUCAGAGAGGGCGACACAGUAUAAAGUAAAAUCAUUGUGAAUGAUGCAACAUCAUUGGUUACAAAUGUUGAAAUACAGGGACAAAAAGCUCAGGAACUGAUACUAAUGCAUCAAGAUCAGCAAUAACAAUGGAGCUACUUUUACCCCCCUCCCUCCCUCCAUUUUUAUCUUAUUUUAGCCUGAAACAGCUGAUAUGCAACACAAACUGUUGUCCCCUGGAGUGCUGAUGAACCAAGGUCUCGGAUGCCAGCUUGUCCCAAUGUGCUGGUCGCUGCCAAAUAACAUAACCCCCCCACCCCCCCGAACUCCCUCUCUCCUCGCCAUGAAUCUCAAACCAACUUCUUGUCACUUAACCGUGAAAUGCACUUGUGUAAAUUUGAGAAUGUUUAUUUAAUGUAAUUUAAAAGAGAAAACUACCUUUUUGUUGCAGAAGAUUUUCUUUUUUCCAACAAUCCUCAUAUUUUUUGGUUCAAACCUGUUCAAUUUUCUCAAAUAUACACAAAUAAUCUGAAUGAAGGUCUAGAGGUCAAGAGUUGAUUUCUGAUUCAGAGGGCAGCCCUCUUCCGUUCCCUCCCUCCUUGGACAGGGACCAAAAUCUGCCAUACUUGUCUUUGUUUGUGAAGAGGCCGCUACCAAAAGAGUAUUUUGAAUACACUGUAAAGAUGUAAAUAACCCUAGAGUACUAUUUAAAGAGAAUGUUCAGUGGAAAAUGGCCUUUUUGUAAGUAUUUCCAUGAAUAAAGUUUCUAUUUUACACUGUGAAGGGCCAUGUAAAUAAAGUGUUCUGUAAAGAUGUGA
Molecule: messenger RNA, 5870 nt
Organism: Seriola aureovittata
Lineage: Eukaryota; Metazoa; Chordata; Actinopteri; Carangiformes; Carangidae
Gene: ints6
Product: integrator complex subunit 6
Exons: 18
Coding region: 1375-4050 (891 amino acids)
Biological process (GO): snRNA 3'-end processing
Cellular component (GO): integrator complex
Source: RefSeq, a predicted model, not a curated record